UUGAGCUUCAUGGUACGUAAUUCAUCUGUUUAAGUGUUGUUUACAGUUUUGGGAAUUGGAAAUGGAGCAGGCUUUGGCUACUGAUUCAGCAGCAGUGCAGUUUGCCCGUAGUAUGCACAGAAGUAAGGCUGCAUUGGGUAGUAAAAUAACAAUGACAUUUUGUGCUGAUAAAAUAAGGGUGAUGCGUUGCUUGAAUUGACAUGUUUUCUGUUGUAGUACUGAAGGCUUCAAAAAUAACUUCGAAAGGAGAAAGACAUUGUUUCAUGUCUUCAUACUGUAAUACUUUUUCAUCAUGUUCACCAGUAGCUCCUUUUUAUGUUCUGAGAAAUAAGCAUGUUAAUGCAUCUAAAAGCUUAUUUUUGAUGUUGAAAAGUUUGUCACACUGCUUAAAGAACUUACUUGCCCCUUUAGAUAUUUAACAUGCAGAAGGGUUAAAGAACUGUGUAAGAACUGUAUUUUCUUUGAAAGUUUUAUUCUACAUCAUUAUUGCGAGAAACUAAUGAUGUGCUUCUAUGGCAGCCAAGGCCGUUUCUUACCUGCAUGUCAGCAGUAUCUGUAUGCCGACCCACUUUCUUGUGCUGAUUCUGGCUCUCCUGGGUGCAUUUGCUGUGAGCUGCUUCCUGUUGAAAGUUGCCAGAGGAUUUGCACAGCCAAGUGAAUGCUUUCUUUGAGCUUCGGUCACUGAAACAGGUCCAGAAAGAGGGAACAGUAGAUGCUAACAGUCUGCAAAUGCGGAAGCCCAGUGUGGAAGUAUCUCAGAGGAUAAUACCCAUUCGUCAACAACCUGCCAAGGAUAUGUUUUACCAGAAGGAAAAAUCAUGCCAAAUACAGUCUUUGUUGGUGGAAUUGAUAUAAGGAUGAAUGAAGCAGAAAUUCGGAGUUACUUUGAACAAUAUGGUACUGUGAAGGAGGUGAAAAUAAUCACUGACAGAACUGGUGUUUCCAAAGGGUAUGGAUUUGUUUCAUUCCUGGACAAUGUGGAUGUUCAAAAGAUAGUAGAAUCACAGAUCAGUGUCCAUGGAAAAAGGCUGAAACUGGGACCAGCAAUUAGAAAACAACAAAACUUGUGUUCUUACAUGCAGCCUAGACCAUUGGCUUUCAAUCCUCCUGCACCGCAAUUCCAUAGCGUAUGGACUAAUCAAAAUACAGAGACCUACGUGCAGCCUCAAGCUGUGGUGAGCCCACUAACUCAGUAUGUCCAGACGUAUGCGUACAGUUCACCAGCUGUAUUGAUACAGCAGCAAGUUCCUGUAGGAUAUCAGCCAGCAUACAACUAUCAGGCUCCACCACAGUGGGUUCCUGGGGAGCAAAGAAACUACGUUAUGCCUCCGGUUUAUACUUCAGUAAACUAUCACUACAGUGAGGAUCCAGAAUUUAUACAAACAGAAUGUGCUGUCCCAGAGCCCACACAGAUGUCUGGUAAUAGUCCACAAAAAAAGUCUGUGGACAGGAGCAUACAAACAGUAGUAUCUUGUCUGUUUAACCCUGAAAACCGUCUGAGGAACACCUUUGUAUCACAAGAAGACUACUUCAGGGAGAGGAGGGCACAUCACUUCAGAAAAGGAAGAGCAGUGCUCAAAAGUGUUUGAUGAACAAAGACUUUGAAGUACAUAAAUGUAUUACUUUGAUGUUCCUACAGUUCAGUUUAGUAAGAUGUGUAGUAAAAAAGUGUAACCUUGUUCAAAAAGUUGCUUCAAGUUGAUGUUUGUGUUCUGUUUUACCUGUUCCAGAAUAGCUAUUUUUGCUUGAGAAGUUUGAAGUUGUAAGAGUUGAAAUAUUUCCAGGUUUUAUUACUAGCUUGCAUGCUUUUCCUGCUAACUAACUGAAAUGCUAAUCUUAAGGAAUUUAUAUGGGGAAGGGGAAAAAAGAAAAACACUUUGUUUGGUAUGUGUGGAUUUUCUUCUGAGCUUUAAGGUACAGUUUGUUGCAUGUUAAAAUUUAGUUCUUAUUAAACCACAACUUUAAGUUACUAACGUCAACCAGUUACCUCUUGCAGUUCAAAAGUUGAAGCAGUUCCUUGUCCAAGAUGGAGUAUUUUAAAACUGAGCUCUUAAUCAGUGGAACAGAAGACGUCACGGUGUAACUCAACUGAAGCCCUUUAAGUCCCGGUUCUCUUUAGACUACCUAAUCAAUGUCUUUGUUUGCUAACGACAGUUUAUCUAUGUGAAUCCUAAAAUUCCUAUAUGUAACUUAAGAUGCAAGAAUGUAAUUAGUUACAUUGGCUACUCAGUGGAGUAUGAUUAUUUUUUUUUUUUACUGGAUUAAUUUUAGCAAUACCUGUAUCUUAAAAUUGUGAGAAAAUACUGCAUUUAAAAUAUGCCUAACUUUGUGAUGCAAUAUGUUAAUCAAAGAAUACAUGUAAGCAUAUUUUAAUAAUAAUUAUGUAGAUUUUAGUCAUGUAUUUUGAAACAAUUAAAAUUUUUAAUUUUGACUUA
Gallus gallus (chicken) is the source of this 2435-nucleotide messenger RNA. RefSeq names its product deleted in azoospermia like (gene DAZL). The transcript is spliced from 11 exons. Gene Ontology annotation, molecular function: mRNA 3'-UTR binding; protein binding. NCBI's taxonomy places the organism in Eukaryota, Metazoa, Chordata, Aves, Galliformes, Phasianidae. The coding region runs from base 819 to 1589 and encodes 256 amino acids. The record is from RefSeq and is a predicted model, not a curated record.